Rhodamnia argentea is the source of this 2661-nucleotide messenger RNA. Its product is annotated as protein WVD2-like 3. The coding region runs from base 1341 to 2441 and encodes 366 amino acids. Gene Ontology annotation, molecular function: microtubule binding. Gene Ontology annotation, biological process: microtubule cytoskeleton organization. Lineage: Eukaryota; Viridiplantae; Streptophyta; Magnoliopsida; Myrtales; Myrtaceae. The transcript is spliced from 7 exons. The record is from RefSeq and is a predicted model, not a curated record.
CCAUUUGUCCGGUUUGAUCUGCGUGAAUCUUUUCUCGCCCGUUCCCGAAUUGAUAUUCAUUGUUCUUUGCUUGAUGUGGAUUGGGUUUUUCUUUUUGUCUCUUCUUUGUUUUGCUUCCAUGUUUUCUUGUGUUUAUGGCAUUGGAUUUGGUUUUCCGUGUUCCUGUUGCUGGAUCAUCAGAUCAAGUUUAGAUGGUCUUGGUUGCUGUCGAAAUGUGAGACGUCUAUGUUGAUGAGCUGAUGGAAUGCAGGAUGAUUUGGGUAGAUUUCGACGAGACUCGUAAGGAUGAAAUGGGCCUCAAUUAAGUGUGCCUUGCUGGUAGAUUCUCUUUAGCCUCUCCUAUUAGAGCCUACCCUUUUACUUGUAUGGGUCUGUGAUAUUAAGAAGCAAUGUCGAUUCAUUCAUGAGGAAUGUGGAAUACAUAAGCCGAUGAAAUGUAGGAUGAUUUGGGUAGAUUUCGGCAAAAUUCGGAAAGGUGAAAUGCGCCUCAAUUAAGUGUGCCUUGCUGGUAGAUUCUCUUUAGCCUCUCUUAUUGGAGCCUACUCCUUUACUUGUGUGGGUCUAUGAUAUUGAGAAGCAAUGUCGAUUCAUUCAUGAGGCAUGUGGAAAAGAUAAGAAGGAUUAUUAUAUGCUUGUCUUCUUCUCUUUUCGUGAAUAUGUCAUUUAGUUACCUGUUGGACAAGUUUAGAGCCUUAUGAUGAACUUUUGAUUCUUGUGAUAACUCUUAAAUGGUAGGCUUGAUUAUGAGAUUAUGUCUUUACUCUUGAUGUGAUUCAGUACUCUUGAAAGCUAUCAAUCUUGAUGUUGGUAGCAGAAAUUGCUUCCUGUGCUUCACUCUUCCCUACUCUCUCUCAGAUUUUCCUAAUUGAACUGAUCUCAUUCCUCACCACGUGGAUUCCUUGAUUCAUGCCUGUGCAUAAUUUACGACUGCCUUAAGUAUCACCCUGAUUAAUUAAGGGGAAAAAAGAAUUUAUCAUCUUGAUUUAUCUUCAAAAAAAACUUCUGAUAAUGUGUUUUCUUGAUAUUUCAGUAUGCAUGCUUAAUAAAACUGAUCCCUUCUCUUACCCAAGAUGAAAAAGCCAUUUAGUAAUUCUGAAGAUCAGUCCUUUUCACAUGAUUGUGUGAAACAUGCUUUCUUAUGCUUGAGACCAUUUAAUUGUUCCUUUCAUGACAAACCAUCCUGCAAAAAUUGCUUCUUUCAUUGUAUCAUCUGCUCAGAGGAACAACACUCCAGAAUGAGAUUAUAAUUUUAGAGUUAUCUGUUAGUUGAGAAGUAACAUCUCAGCAGCUUUCAGCCUAAUCUCUAGCCAUCUGAUUUGGGAGUUAUUGUCUUAAGAGCGAUGAGAACCGAAGUAAUUGAUACAUGCACAGUUAAAGAGCCAGAUCAUGUUGCUGUAGGUUCAAAUGACUCGAUCCAUCAAAAUGAGGAAACAAUGGAGAUGAAAGAAUAUGAGGUCAAGGAAUGCACUGCUGAAGACUCCAUGUCAUCAUCUGAACUUGGCCUUGAAGAAAAACAUGAGGAUGGCAAGACUAUGGUGACAAAACACCGUGGGACUGGCUUGCAUGAUGAGAAGGCCAAAUCGGAAGCUCAGAGGAAAAAGGACAACGGCAAGUCAUCAGUGCCGGCAAAGCACGGGACGAAAUGCAAUCGAACGCAGUGUACUGUCCCACAACCAUUUUCCUUGGCAACUGAAAAGCGUGCUAAUGGCAUUCGCCAGAGUGGGGCUGAAUCAGAUGGGCCGAAAGCUGCUGUUAAGUACAUAAAUGGGAACUCAGUGAAAGCACCAGAUAAUGACACGAAAUGUAAUCAGACACCACCUUCAUUAUCGAGGAAGCCCCUGCAACCAGAUAAUAAGAAAAAUCCCGAUGAGGAAGAUUCGUGUUCCAUUGCUUCUGUCACUUCUGGAUUGGCUCAUGUCAAGUCCCAAAUGACCAUGGCAUCAGCUCCCCUGUUAAGAUGCACUGAACGUGCAGAAAAAAGGAGAGAGUUUUACUCCAAGUUGGAAGAGAAACACCAAGCAAUUGAGGCAGAGAAAACCCAGUCCAAGGCAAGGACCAAGGAAGAGAGUGAAGCAGCUAUUAAGCAACUGAGAAAGAGUAUGAUGUUCAAGGCGACCCCAAUGCCGAGGUUCUACCACGAGGGGCCUCCUCCAAAAGUCGAACUCAAGAAGGUGCCACCAACCCGUGCAAAAUCACCAAAACUGGGUCGAAGGAAUAGUCAUGGAAAUUCAUAUAGUUCUACUCGAAGAGAUCUGGUGAAAACAAGUUCUCUUCAGGGAAAUCGUCGAAGCUUGAGCCAUUCCGAACUAGGCAACACUUCCAGUGUCACUCUUGAUAGUUUUCACAACUCAGAGGAUGAUCUCACACAAGUUAUGGUAAGAGAAAAGUCCACUUCCCCGCGGACGAAUGGACUUGGGACUGGAGAUCAAUCUAAAGAGUGAGGUGGAACUUCAAGAGAGAGGCCGGGAGAACAAAAUUCUCGAAAGAAACCAUUUUAUCGAGUUCGAUUCUCCAAUACAUGUUGCAGAUGUUUGUGUAAGUUAAUGAAGUGUAAAUUUCCUGUAAGUUAUAUGGUCGUACAUAUAAAAGAUUUCAUGACUUUCCAUGAUCAUAUUUUCUUCUAUUGUCAUCCAAAUAAUAUGGGUUCUUUCUUCCCCUCCU